Molecule: messenger RNA, 5273 nt
Organism: Prinia subflava (tawny-flanked prinia)
Lineage: Eukaryota; Metazoa; Chordata; Aves; Passeriformes; Cisticolidae
Gene: CEP162
Product: centrosomal protein 162
Exons: 29
Coding region: 625-5055 (1476 amino acids)
Biological process (GO): cilium assembly
Cellular component (GO): centrosome; axonemal microtubule; centriole
Source: RefSeq, a predicted model, not a curated record
CCUCCCGUCCCGCCUGGCCGCCGGGGCCCGCUCCCGCCGUGACGUGUGUCCCGCGGCGGGGCGGGCAGAGCGGAGGGAAGCUGGUGGAUUCGGCGGAAUCACGUGGCGCGGUCCCUGCUGGCGGGCGGGACGGUGGCCGGGAGGGUUUCCCGGGCAACCGCGCCGCCGGCGAGCGGGGCGGCCGGGCUGAGCGGGGCCCGGCGCGGUGCAGGUGCGCGCCCGGGGCAGCGCUGGCUCCGAGCCGCGUCCUCUUCCCUUCCCCGCUGCUCCCCGGGGCGCCCGGCGGGCCCUGGAGCCGAGCCCCGCCCGCCCGAGCCCCCGCGCUGCCGUGCGCCCGCCGUGCGUGUGCUCCAGGGAGAGCCGGAGGAGGAUCGGGUCACGGCUGGGAUGAGACAGAGAGAUACUGUCCAAAUGCUUACAUAAGGAUAUCGUGCUCAAUUCAACGCCUGGGCAGUCUGCUGUAUAACUUUUCUCUUUUUUUUAACUGCCAAAGCCGAAGUGUCGGGUGGUCUAUGGAUGGAUAAGGAGUGAAAGCAGGAAACAGUUGUCACAACUCGCCUGUCAAAAUCAAUUUACUAGUUUUUAGACUCAGUUGUUUGGAAGGUAAAAAUCAAGCUGCAAAUUAUGGCUCAUCGAUUUUCAAAGGAAGAAUUAGAUGAGCAGUUUGAAGAGUUUCUGAAAGAGUCUCUUUCAGAUGAUUCACUUGGAAAUUCAAAGAAAAAGUCCAGCAUUCUUGAGAAAUUGGGACAGCCUAGGAAAAAAGAAAAGAAGAAAAAGGAUUCAGUGCCAUGGUGGUUGUCUGAGGAAGAUUCAGAUGAUGGUGAAGUAGUUCCCUCUAAAUCUUCCAGUGCAUCUUACAGCAAGGCUUUGUGUAAAUCCAAAAUGUUGGAAAAAUUUCAUAAGGACAAGAAAGAUUCAUCCUUAAAUAAAGAAGAAGGAGCCCUCGCUUCUGACAGUCAAGACAAUUCUGAGGGAAUGCUUGAAGGCAAUGGAAACUUUGUCAAGAUGCAGAACACUUCACAGCCUGUGGGAGAAAAUCAUGAAGAUAUGGAUGUGGAAAAGAUGCAGCUUCAGAAAAGUAAUGGAGAUGCUGUCUCUUUGAGUAGAGACAGCCUGGAAACAAAUGAUUCAGUUUUAGCUUCUGAGCCUAAUCAAAGCAUCACAGGAGUUGGAUUGGAUACCUUGGAAGAACAAGAAGAAAAAGAGAUCUUCUUUGCCAAGCUUGAACGAGAAGCUUCCUCUACUAUUGAUUAUUCAAGAUUAAAUAAAGAGCUGGAUUCCAAUGAUUCUGUCAUACUAGCACCAUUUGUACGAAAUGAAAAUGCUGAAAAAGAAGAAGAACCUGCACAUGAAGAGAAAUCUGGUAGCUACAGUGAAGAUUUUGAAGAAGAAACAGAUUCAAAUCCUGCCCUUAAAACUGAGGGAGAUCAGGUGAAUCAGAACAUCGUGUCAGAAGUUGAUUUAAGUCCUCAAGAACAGGAAGAAGCAAACACUGGCAUGCUGGCUAAAGUUGUGUUGCUUGAUUCACAAGAUUCUACUGUAGAACUUCACAAGGCCAUUGAAACAUUGGACGUAGCUCCAGGUGAACAUGACCAGCCUGAAGAAGUCAGUGCAGUUGAAAUGAAUGAAGCAGGUGCUUCCUAUGGCCAAAGCAGCAGUGACAUGGAAGCGCUACAGCAGGCAUAUCGUCAUGUUGGUCAGUCUUUGGGGGACACUGACGAGCAGAAGCUGCACAAUUCUGCAGUGGCACUCUCAGAAUGCUUAGGGCAAAGCAUUUCACAGAAUAAUGACAUCUAUGCCAAAAAUGUGUCAACUGUUGAUUCAGAUUUACCUACUGUGGAAGAAUUGAUGAGAACAAUUAAAGGACAUACAUGUAAUAUCAGAAAUUUUGAUGUGGACCAUGAAAGUCCUGUGAAACUGGUAGGCAGCACAGAAAAUGACCUCAUUAGCCACUCACCCUUUGAAGACCCCCAGAGUAAUAAUAUAGCUCGAGAGAAAAACUUAGUUGAAAAGUUUAACAGAGAAGAAAGCAUCUUUCUACGGACAAGUAUGAAUGAUGAUAACUUUCAGAGGAUGACUGAGAAAGAAAUUCAGACCAGUGAAGUACAGCCUGAUAUACUAAGAGAAAAAAAAGGAAAAGACUCUCUGCUUUCACAAGGAAGCAAAACUAAAAAAGCUCUUCGGUCUUGUUCCUUGAAGAAUGAAAGAUCAGGAUCAAUGACAACCAAACCAAUGUCACAUAAGAAUAUCAGAAGUCCAGCAACUGUACAUAAAAAGAAGCCUUCACAUGGUCCUCAUGGACUGGUUAGAAGUUCUGGCUAUGGGAAACCCAGUUUAAUUUCAAAGCAAUCUUUUCCAGUUAAUGAAAAGAAAACACCAAAAGAAACUUUCAAAAAUACCUGUAUGCAAGCCAAAAGUCCUGCAGAUAGAGCAAAAUCUAAAGAAGCCUUGUUUGCAACUAGGAUAAUAAGAUCUGCAGCAAAUGAACCAACUUUGGAGGGCAGUAUUAACAGAGUUUUGUCUGGCCAAUCAGUUGUUAGUAAUCUUGGACACCAGGCUGUGGAUUAUAACAGGCAACAUCCUCAUGACUUAUCAUAUUCCCCUUUCAAAAGCUGUGAUAGAGAACUGUAUUUGUUAAAGCGAGUACAAGCAGCAGAGGAGGACCUGAACACAGCUCGGGAUUUAGUUCAGCAGCUGAGCAGCAAGCUUUCACAGAAAGAGAAGGAGAUGGAGGCCAAGGUAGUGGAACUGAAAACACAGCAUGAGAAGGAGCUUUCCCGUCUGGGUCAGGAAAACUAUGUUCUUCAGAGUAAGUUAAAAAAUAUGGAAGAGAUGACCCAAGAAAAGAGGUGGGCUCAUGCAGCAACAAUUCCUGUAACUGAGGAAAAACUGGCACAAAUACAAAAAGAGAUUGAAAAUCAAGAGGUCAUUAUUCAAGGUUAUCAACAGGAAAAUGAGAAGUUAUACAAACAAAUGAAAGAGUUACAAAUCCAAAACAAAAAAAAUGAGGAACAAAUGUUUAAGGAGAAUCAGUGCUUAAAGUCUGAAUUAAUACACUUAAGAGAAAAGAUAGAGAAGACUAAUAACCACUUACGAGUCAUGCAGGAUUCUGAACCAGCCAGAAAUCAGAGUUUCACAGAAUUGAUUUCAGAGCUUCGAGCAGCACAGAAAGAAGAAGCUAAAUUACAAGAAGAGAUAAGACGUCUAAAACAAGAUAAGCAAGCUCUCGAGGUAGACUUGGUAAAAGCCAAGAAAGAGAGAGAUUUAGCGAAAGUCCAGAUUGCAUCUGCAUCAAGUGACAAGUCUUAUGAAUUUAAAGUUAUGGAAGAAUCAUACAAACAGGAGAUUACUCAUUUAAAAAAAAGACUUCAGUGGUAUGCAGAAAAUCAAGAUCUUCUGGAUAAAGACGCAGCCCGUCUUAAAGAUGCAAGAGAAGAAAUUGAGAAACUAAGACUAGAGGUUGAGAAGCUCAGAGCUGAAGCAGGAGAUCAGUGUGUGCAACAGAAGAAACGUUUACGAGACAGAGCAGCAGAUGCUAAAAGAAUUCAGGAUCUUGAGCGACAAAUCAGAGAAAUGGAAGGAAUUAUAAAAAGAAGGUAUCCAAAUUCUUUGCCUGCUUUGAUUUAUGCUGCUGCUGCUGCUGAGAAAAUGAAUGAUCCUUCAGCUAAAACAAACACAGUUGAAUUUUUGGAGAAAAGAAUAAAGAAAUUAGAAACAGAACUUGAAGGUAAAGACGAUGAAGCCAAGAAAAGCCUCCGUGCCAUGGAACAACAGUUUCAAAAAAUAAAGAUACAGUAUGAACAAAGACUUGCAGAGCUUGAGCAACUACUUGCCUAUGAAUUUAUGAAUGAAACACCAAAACUGAAUGGUGAUAAAGCCACUUCUACAGAACUUGAACAGGAGCUUCAGAAUCUAAAAAAGACCCAUCAGAUCACUGUUGAAAACCUCCAAACAGAAAUUGAAAAUCUUAAAAGCCAAAAUUCUCAAUUAAAACUCAGAAGUAAAAACGAUAAUAAAGAUGUGGAGUCCAUGGACUCUAAGAUGAAACAAGGUAACACAAAAGACCGGUUGUUAAAACUAAAUGAAGAAUUGGUGACCAAAAAUAGAGAAAUACAAGACCUCACAAAAACUGUAGAGAAACUUCAAAAAGAAAGGAUGGUGAUGUUGUCUGAUAAUAAUUUGAGACAUAAAACAAAUACUAAUGAAAACUCUGUAGAGGUCUUGAAAAAGAAUACCUCAGCAACAGAUGGAAGGAAUUCUAAUAACACUGAACCCUGUCUAAGCAUUUUCAAUGAUGACAAAAUACACCAACCACAUACCUUUUCUGAUUCUCAUCUCGCUGAAGUUCUGCAAGAAAAUGCACAUUUGAAAGAGGAGCUGGAGAGAUUGUCCCUAGAAAUGAGCCAGCAGCGGGUGAAGUCUCAAGCAGCACUGGCUUAUUCUGAAAGUAACAUACGAAGGAUCCAGGAAGACACAGCAGAAUACAUUACGUCUCUGAAAGCUUCCCACCAGAGGGAAGUCGAGAAGAUUGUUUGCCAGCAUGCAAAGGAACAUUCUACCUCUAAAGUAGCUGAACUAAAGAACAGAAUUUCAACACAGGAGAUAUUAAUAAAACAUCUUCAAGAACAACUUGGUGAACAAGAGAGACGUCAGGAAGCUCUUUUAGUUUCACAGAUAAGAGAGCAACUCCUACAAAAAGAGGUGACAAAAUUGUUGGAAGAACUGAGAGAGGCUAGGGAGAGCCAGAGUCCUGAAAUGAAACAUUUCUUGAGCCUGGAAAAGAAAAUCAAGCAUAUAGAGAGCAGAUACGCAGAAAGAGAGCAUGAAAUUCUAAAGGCAACCCAGCUAACACAGCACGUUUCUGAAGUAAGGCAAACCCAGGAGGCUGAGAAGUGGCGAAGGCUGGCACUGCAGAAGAACCAGGAACUGGAGAAAUUUCGAAUAGAAUUGGAUUCAAUACUAGAUGUGUUACGUGAACUGCAGAAACAAGGGGUUGUUAUUCCUGCACCUGAUUCCAGUGGACUCAGAGUGACAGACAGCUAUUGGAAAACAUGAUUAGGCGGUAGUUAAGUAGAGUAGCAGAAUUUUAAUAUUCAAUGUUAUGUAUAGAAAAUGUUAUUGAAAAUCAUUAUUGUAAUGUGUAUAAAUUGCAUUGCAUUCUGAUCUGCUCUGGAAUCUCUCAUGCCCAGAGGCAAUUUGCAUUGAGCAAUACUCUAGUGAUACUGUAUGUCUUCUAUUUUAUUAGUAAUAAAUUUACAUAUUUUUUUAAAUAA